Molecule: messenger RNA, 1283 nt
Organism: Polistes canadensis
Lineage: Eukaryota; Metazoa; Arthropoda; Insecta; Hymenoptera; Vespidae
Product: alpha-tocopherol transfer protein-like
Exons: 5
Coding region: 175-1101 (308 amino acids)
Cellular component (GO): membrane
Molecular function (GO): phosphatidylinositol bisphosphate binding
Source: RefSeq, a predicted model, not a curated record
CUAACCAGUAUCCUCUUCAUUUUCGUUAAGUUUUGGUAGAAUAAGGUUGUUUUACCAGCAACUGUUCUUCGUUAUAUUAAUAAUAAGUGUUUCGUUAUUUUUUGCUAUCGAAUUUAUAUAAAAAAAAAAAAAUACUUUCAUAUUAUAUCCUAUUCAAGUGUUUUAUCAAACAAUAUGGCUGUAGUAGAUGGAAACGUGAUGCUUACGGUUGUGAAGGAACUCCCGUUCAUUAAACUGGGCGAUUUUAUUUUACAAUUCGAAAUAGGACCACUAAAUCCCGAAUUGCAAGAAGUCGCUAGAAAAGAACUUCGAGAAACACCGGAAUUACAAAAGGAAUCCAUGGAAAGAUUGAAAGAAUUAUUGAAAGCUGAAACUGAUUUAAAGUGUCCUUUGGAUAACGACGCUUGGUUAAUUAGAUUCCUUAGGCCUUGUAAAUAUUAUCCUGAAUCUGCUGCUGAUCUAGUGAAGAAUUAUUACAAAUUUAAAAUCAAACAUAGUUCUAUAUACAAUGAUUUGAAACCCAGCAAAGAAACGAAUAUUUUCGAACAAAACAUUUUGACAGUUUUACCGACCCGAGAUCAACACGGUAGACGAAUAUUAAUCAUUCAACUUGGAAAAAAAUGGAAACACAAUCAAUGCAGUCUCGACGAGAUCUAUAAGGGUUGUGUACUUUAUUUGGAAGCAGCUAUGUUAGAACCAACCACGCAAGUUGCUGGUGCAAUUGUUAUUUUCGAUAUGGAUGGUCUUUCUCUUCCACAAACCUGGCAAUUUACUCCACCGUUUGCAAAAAGAUUAGUCGAAUUACUUCAAGAUGCUAUGCCAUUGAGAGUCAAAAAUUUGCACAUUAUUAAUCAACCAUAUGUUUUCAAUAUGGUAUUUGCACUCUUUAAACCUUUUCUCAGGGAGAAAUUAAAAAGCAGAAUAAUCUUUCAUGGUACGGAUCGUAAAUCUCUGCAUCAAUAUGUAACACCAACAUGUUUACCUGAGUGUUAUGGUGGAACUCUACAAAUUCCUGUAGUAAUGGGAAACCAAUGGUUAGAACUUUUAUUGAAGUGUGACGAAGAGUUCGAAGCUAUAAAUUCAUAUGGAUAUAAGAAGUAGCACGAUUCAUAAAAAUUUCAGAAAAAGAAUGUAUUAAACUUAAAAUCAUUGUUAGCGAUGCCUUGCCACUAACAAUGGUCAUUGUAAAAGAUAAAGUAUCAUGAUUUUCGCCAGAACCUGUUUCCGCGAAAAAAAAAAGUAAUACGUGUAUUAUUUGUAAUUUUAAUUAUUUUUUAUUCUCU